AUGGCAGAUCACCAGGAGAUUAUCCAUCCACCAGCGGCUGCCACUGGCAGCACGGGCCACGGACACGGCGGCGAUUGGUGGACCACGGCGGUGUCGUGCUCACCGGAUCAGCUACCUGCCGGGUUCGGCGCCGCCGGCUGGUCGUCUGCUGAAGGCAACAAGUCGAGGUCCGGCAACGCGGCCUCCUCGGAGUCUCCCGGGUCCAACCACUCGCUCGCCACCGGCGGCAGCUCCAUAACCUUCCAAGACCCUGCAGGCGCCGUCGCCGAUCAAACCGUGGUCGCCAUGCCGCCGCACCCGGCGGCGUCUGGUCUCGCCGCCAGCAGCUGGAAUCAGCCUUCUUACUACUUGGAUGGAUCUGUUGGUUUCCAUGGCUACAUGAGCUCAAGAAGCGACCAGCAGUCUCAUCACGUAGGUCUGAGGAGCCCCUCAUCGAAUCACAACAACAGCUUGAUGCUACAGGACGCCCAUGAUCCCAACCACCAGUUCCUGUCCAACCUUGGGCUGGAGCUGCUCUCGUCGCCGACUUCGUCUUCCGGCGGCUUCCGGACCUCCUCACUGCUCAGGAGCCUCACGGAGCCAUCGGCAGCAGCCAAGACUUCGCCGGGCUUCCUGCAGCAAUACCAGCAGCUGCAGACGAUGAACCAAUCGUCAGCUGGAAGCAUCAGGGAGGCUCUGCAGUUCACAAGUAGCACGCCGUUUUGGAACAACCCUUCUGCCGGUGGGUUUGCUUCGGCGGCGGAGGGGGCAGCAAGCUUACUAGGGACUGCCGCCGGACCACCGUCAGGGCAAUCUACGCCGGCAAAUUUUGGAGUCAAGAGUGCAUUAGAAGGUGCCGGAGACUCUAGAAACAUCAUUGCAAAGAGGACGAACAUCGGUCCAACGCCGCCGCUCAAGAAAUCGAGAACAGGGACACCAUCACCAUUGCCAACCUUCAAGGUGAGGAAAGAGAAGCUUGGUGACAGAAUCACAGCACUUCAGCAACUAGUCUCCCUUUUGGAAAGAUCCUAUUUCCCCAUUUGGUGGGACGAGUGGGGCUCAAGCCUCUCCUACCCACCUCCAAAUUUUUGCAGACAUGAAAGAGAGAAAGGAUGGCCUCUAGAGGUUCUUAUCUAUUGUAAGCUGAAUAUGGCUUGUGGCAUGCGAAUGCAUUCACUGGAAAAGUCUGAUGACCACCGGAAAACACCCUCGGAGAAUCGGUUACGAAGAUCCAAUGGUCCAGAUUAA
Molecule: messenger RNA, 1227 nt
Organism: Miscanthus lutarioriparius
Lineage: Eukaryota; Viridiplantae; Streptophyta; Magnoliopsida; Poales; Poaceae
Source: the annotation of a GenBank genome assembly